GAAGAACCUAUCCUCAAACAGGGUCAGCAAGACAGCUUGGGUUAUUUUACAUGCAGAGAAUCUUAAACGGAAUGCAUUUACUGGCUCUUCUAGCAGGCAUUUAUCUCAUGAUAUUUGUUGUUGAGCCAGUGGCUGUACCUCAACAGUAUCUUGCUCAACAUUAUUAUGGACUACCGUGGAGUGCACAAAGGAGGACUAACUUUCAGAAAGAACAAAUGAUGCAUUUACCAUUCAUCAAGAACAAUAUUUAUCAAGACUUUAGCAAAGGUCAACCACAAAUCGAUAUACAUCCAGCAAGAAAUUUUGGCUCCUCUAAUCUCACUCACAAAGUACAGAUCCAUUCAUCCUCUGUAGCUCACAGACUAGAUUCCAGCAGCCAAAAUCCAAGGAGGAAAUUAUACUCACCUACACAUAUAUCUCAAAGAAAACGUAUCAAGAAAGUAAUUCCCCUUCGGCACAGUUUGAAUUCAACUGUCACAUCAAACAUAACUCAAUCGAGCAAAGGUAACGGCAAAGUUCUUUGGAGACCCCUCAGAUUGAACUUACAAAAUAGUACAGAGACAAGAAGAAGCGAGAAGACGAAGAUUUUUAACUCAGCUGGGAGCGCAACGACUGUGCAAUUAUCGAAAAUUCUUCAUUAAAGCAGAGAAAUCGCACCAGAUGACUGCACUGUAGCUGAAAGGAAACAGAUGUAAAGAGAGUUCUUCAAGGCUUGGAGCUGCGGAUGCUCCAAAGUACAAAACAUUUGCCAUACCCACAAGUACAGUCAAACUUCUCAACUGUAAUACUUAAAUUGCAUAUGCGACGAAUUUCAGUUAUAAUACAGAAAAUGAAUGAAUGUACAUGUAUGCAAUAACUAAAAAUCGCAAUCGCAUUGAGUUACACACACACAUACACACACACACGCAAAAGAAGUCGCGAUGAAGAGAAUAAGUUUUAAAAUUUAAAUCAUUUUAAACAUUUAAAAACAUAUUUGGAAAUCAAAUAUUUCUGUAAUUCAGUAUCAAAUACAUAUCAUAUAUUAAAAAUAAGAUCUUAAAUUUACAUUUACGUGAAAAAUAAUGAAAUGCCUGUAGCCGGGAAAUUCUCUUACAGGUCUUUUAAUUUAAAAAUCGAACUUUUCCGAAGGGAUUAGUCCCUCAAAAUUUCAAUUUAUACUGCAUGAUCGUUCAAGUAAAUUCAGACACUGCCUUUAUACAUUACAAGCAUGCAUCCUUUAUAUUUUUUAAAUGUUUGUAGACACUACCAGACUUUUUAACAAGUAUGGUAAAACCUAAAGAUUCAACAGUAGCUAUUUGAAUCACAUAUCAACAAUUCAUGUAAAUCUAAGGUAGAAAGAGUUGGUAUAUUUAUUUGAAUGUAUCCAUACGAAGCUAAUACGAAUUUAUAAACAUUCUUAAAGCUUGUUACCCAUCUAGUACCUAAACCACUGCUUGUAACAUGUUAACCCCGCUAGUCAAUUUCAUGCAUCUAAGAAGGGAGUCUCUGAUACGUUAAGAAUUUUUAUUAACAGAUCUAUGUUGGCAUUAAUACUGAAUCUCACAUGGUGACUGUGAUACUUUCACUAAUUUCAAACGUUAACUGUGAUUUUUAUGUAGUGAUUAAGAUAUAUUUACAUACCUUAGUUUAGUCUUGUUGUAUGUAACAUAUUUUUAUUUAUUUUUACAUAAUAAAUUUGUUUAUAAAAUGAAAAUUUAUGUAAUUGUAUUUUUACAUAUAAUAAAAAAUGUUUC
This is a messenger RNA of Stegodyphus dumicola, 1733 nucleotides long. RefSeq lists its product as uncharacterized. Lineage: Eukaryota; Metazoa; Arthropoda; Arachnida; Araneae; Eresidae. The record is from RefSeq and is a predicted model, not a curated record.